Molecule: messenger RNA, 620 nt
Organism: Aphanomyces invadans
Lineage: Eukaryota; Oomycota; Saprolegniomycetes; Saprolegniales; Verrucalvaceae
Exons: 1
Coding region: 14-499 (161 amino acids)
Molecular function (GO): 2 iron, 2 sulfur cluster binding; nitrite reductase [NAD(P)H] activity
Source: RefSeq, a predicted model, not a curated record
UUCUGCCUCCGCCAUGGCGUUGUUCGUGCCAGUGUGUGCCGAGGCGGACCUGCCCAACGAGUCGCGGCGCUGCGUGCUUCUUCCGUCGACUGGGCGGAGCGUGCUUCUUGUGCACCACCGUCACGUGAUCUACUGCAUCGAUCAAGCAUGCUACCACCACGGUGGACCGCUUGGAAGCGGAGACAUCGAAGAUCUCGACGGUGUCGUCGCGAUUCAGUGCCCUUGGCACAACUACAAGAUCGCAUUGCACAAUGGCGAAGGGCUGUACAUGGGCUUUGAACCGGGCAACAUGAGUCAACCUGUGCUCAAGAGCAAGGGAGUGAAACAAAGGACCCAUCCCGUCAAAGUCGAACGUGGCAUGAUCCUCGUGUGCGACAGUUCGGUCGACACCGGCACCGCGAUCGCGAGCGACGUGUACGCGUUCGACACCAAGUGCGUCCCGGACUUGAACAGGAAGAAGGACCGUGAUGAAGUCCGCCUCCACUCUCGGAUGACGUAGAAAUGCUCCAUGUCCCCGACGGCGUCACCCUCGUCACCGUUCAUCAUACAUCACUGCACAUCUCUACCUCGAAUAAAUAAUCAUUAAAAAAACUAAAUAAAUAAUCCCAUUUUUACAUCCA